GCAGUUCAUACGAUACCUCAAUACCAGAUACCACUCUCUCUAUUGAGGCAUAAUUAUGACAAUAACAACAAGAGUCCUAUGAUUUUCAUUAUAAUUCUGGUUUUACGUAUAUAUGAGGUCUGAGAAAAGUAAUAGCAAAAGUAAUUUUAUGGUUGCCUAAUAAUAAUGAUAUAAUAAAUGCAAACUUUUCCUCCAUUAGACGCACUUUCACUCCAUUUUGUAGUCAAUCAGCAAAAUAUCGUAAGAUUUUUAAACAUAUAGUUAUAAAUACAGUGUAUUUAAUUGUAUCCAAAUUUGAUAGCCGUAGUAGAAAAAGUGGUGCAAAAACAAUGUUGAAUGCAUUGAAAGAUGUGAUAAAUAAGGUAUUCGUGCAGUUUAUGCCACCUCUGCCGCGAAAGUCCUAUACAUACGAAACGGACGACAUAUCCAGUAAUUUUACGAUACGUCUAAAACACGGCACCGAAUGGUUUCACUGUCACAGAUAUCCGCAAAAGUUUGAGGCCUUCUUCAUCGACUCCAAGAGUGGCAACAAAAUCGCCUGCCUUUACGUCAAGACAUGCGAGAAACCCAAGUAUACCAUUCUGUUCAGUCACGGCGGGACAGUCGACUUGGGCAAUGUCUGCAACUUUUACUAUACGUUAGGCACUCGUCUUAAUUGCAAUAUAUUUAGUUACGACUACUCGGGCUUCGGUGAAAGCAGCGGCUCGUUGUCCGAGCGGGCCGUGUAUGCGGACGCCGAGGCGGCGUGGGAUGUGCUGCUCACCAAAUAUGGCGCAACACCUGAUAAGAUUGUAUUAUACGGCCAGAGUCUGGGCACAGCUCCCAGCGUAUACUUAAGCAAAAAACAUCGCGUCCGCGGAGUUAUACUCCACUCACCCUUCCUAUCGAUCGCCCGUAUAUUCUUGCCGGCCAUUCACGGCGACAACAGUGGCACUCGUUUUUACGAUUCCUUCUCAAAUGUGGACAAUAUCGGUUCGGUUGAGUCCAAGAUACUGAUAAUACACGGCACUCGGGAUCAGAUCGUGCCGAUAGCACACGCGCACAAACUGCACAAACUAUGCAAAAACCCGGCG
This is a messenger RNA of Medioppia subpectinata, 1073 nucleotides long. The record is from the annotation of a GenBank genome assembly. NCBI's taxonomy places the organism in Eukaryota, Metazoa, Arthropoda, Arachnida, Sarcoptiformes, Oppiidae.